This is a messenger RNA of Vanderwaltozyma polyspora DSM 70294, 1839 nucleotides long. RefSeq names its product methylenetetrahydrofolate reductase (NAD(P)H) MET13 (gene MET13). The transcript has a single exon. Lineage: Eukaryota; Fungi; Ascomycota; Saccharomycetes; Saccharomycetales; Saccharomycetaceae. Gene Ontology annotation, molecular function: FAD binding; methylenetetrahydrofolate reductase [NAD(P)H] activity. Gene Ontology annotation, cellular component: cytosol. The record is from RefSeq and is a predicted model, not a curated record. The coding region runs from base 1 to 1839 and encodes 612 amino acids. Gene Ontology annotation, biological process: tetrahydrofolate interconversion.
AUGACCGUAUGGAUCGCAUGUAUCAAGCAGCCCAGCCGGCCUUCAUCGAUGUCACGUGGAACGCAGGAGGCAGCAACUCCACAAACAGAAACAAGAAUGCAGCAGACGGCGGCACGACGACCAACGAGAUCGUGUUUCACGGCGCAGAGUGUGCUGGGUCUGGAGACUUGCAUGCACCUGACAUGCACUAAUAUGUCGCUAGCGGCAAUCGACGCUGCUCUAGAACAAGCACAUGCCUCAGGGUGCCAUAACAUCCUUGCCCUAAGGGGCGAUCCGCCAAGAGGCCAGCCAAGCACUGCUAGCAGCAGCGAGAGUGGCAGCAGUGGCGGCGGUAACGGGAGCAGCGACGGGGACUGCAAUUUCAAGUUUGCCGCCCAACUGGUCAGAUACAUUCGUUCCAAAUACGGUAACCACUUCGCAAUCGGCGUGGCAGGGUAUCCAGAAGGGGACGGAGAACAAGCAGAUCAGCGGCUGCUACUGCAGCAUUUGAAAGAAAAAGUCGAAUGUGGCGCAGAUUUCAUCAUCACACAGAUGUUUUACGACGUGGACAACUUUCUGCGCUGGGUGCACGGUCUGCGUGAGGUCGGUGUUACGGUUCCUAUAAUCCCGGGGAUCAUGCCGAUCUCCACGUACGCGGCGUUUUUGAGACGCUGUUCCUGGUGCGGCGUGCGCGUGCCAGACAAUUUUUUACAAAGACUAGCGCCCGUCAGCGACGAUGACGAGCUGGUAAGAGAAAUAGGUACGCAGCUAGUAGUGGACAUGUGCCGCCGACUGCUGGAGAGCGGUGUUGUGUCGCAUCUGCAUCUUUACACGAUGAAUCUGGAGAGACCUCCGCUGGUCAUCCUGGAACGGUUGGGUCUGUUGCCAGAGGCCUCCGCUGAGCAGUCCAUUGAUACUUUUACGAACGAGCCGCCGGCUGUCGUUCCUUGGCGCAGAUCUCUGAAUCCGCAGCGCAGAAACGAGGAAGUGCGUCCCAUCUUUUGGAAGAGCCGCCCUUACAGCUACGUAGCGCGCACAUCGCAAUGGGCGGCUGACGAAUUUCCGAACGGUCGUUUCGGUGACUCAAGCUCACCGGCGUUCGGUGACCUGGAUCUGUGUGGAUCUACGUUAUUGCGUCAGAGUGCGCAGCGUUCGUUAGAACUGUGGGCAAUGCCGUCGAGCAUUCGCGAUGUCGCAAUGUUGGUAGUCGCGUACUUGCAAGGAGAACUGAGGUGUCUUCCAUGGAGUGACACGCCAGUGAGCAGUGAAGUUGACGUCAUCCGCCGCCAACUGAUUGCAUUGAACGAACAGCAACUGAUCGUUACCAUCAACUCGCAACCGCAGGUCAACGGUCUGCGUUCCAACGUCAAAGGGUUUGGAUGGGGUCCGUCUGAUGGGUACGUCUACCAGAAGCAAUAUUUGGAGUUUCUGUUGCCACGCGCAAGAUUCGAGAGGUUACAGCAAGAGUUGUCCAAGACCAAUGAGACCACUUCGAGUUUGACGUACUUGGCAGCAGACUCCCAUGGUGGCUGGUGGUCGAAUCAGCCUGACGGUGCGAAAGCCACUGCGGUCACAUGGGGUGUGUUCCCGGGACGUGAAGUGUUGCAGCCGACCAUUGUUGAGAAAAUCUCAUUUUUAGCAUGGAGAGAUGAGUUCUAUAGAAUCUUACAAGAUUGGCGUGAUAUAUUUGUGCAUGCUAGUCCUGAUGGCGACCAGUGCGAUAACGGCAGUGCGCAAAGAGAGAAUCCUAGUGCAAAAUUGAUGCAAUUGAUGAUUGAUGACUAUGUUUUGGUAAAUCUUAUUGAUAAUGACUUUGUGUCAGUUGAUGAUAAGAUUUUUGAACUUUUGAUGAAAAUUUGA